UUGGGGGUUAGGGUUCUUUUUUCCGUUAACUUGUGAUUGAGAUGGCGGCAAGAUUAUUCCUCAAAAAGAUUACUGGGAAUCCACAAGCAUGUUCAAUGAAUGGUAUUUGUCGAUCCCCUGGAAUAGACAAAAGAACUACGCUAUCUUGCUUUCUGUCUCCUGGAAUGGUGAAUACAACACCACAAGAUAGAGGAUGUUUGCUGAAUAACAAGCCUGGAGCGGCCAAAGAUGGAUAUGUUGAGUUGUGGAAUAACGAGCAUCAAGUGGAGAAGCAGAAACUACUCCUACCUUGCUUUGCAGCAACAAAAGAUAGAGGAUAUGUUGAGCUUGUAGUGGAGCAGCAGAUCAGACUCGCUGAAUUAGUCAAGAAAACAACUAACAAGCUUCAAGUGGAGCAGCAGCGACUCCUACUACAAAAGGUACAGCUACAGAAAUGGAUGAAAAACUUCAAGGGAUCACUAUUAUCUAUCCAGGACCACCAUGAGUUAGGAGGAGAAGAAAUUCUUAAGUUCAUAAUUACAAGACCUUUUCAGAAUUCACUAUCAAAAUUCUCCACGAGAUCACAGCUAUCUCUCCAGCAGCGUCCUGGUCCUUAUAAUUUACCAAGACAAGCAGUGGAAGGGGUGGUAUGUAUUACCACCAAGGAUGCAUUUCGCUUGCACAACACUACCACUGGUGAUUCAUCACCUUGGAUUGAUAUUACAGCCACUCGGGAAGGGCGCCAAGUUGAGUCCAUUGCGUUAGGAUUUGAUCCACAAAGCAAGCAACAUAAAGUCGUAUGCAUAUCAAGUUAUGUGCCUGCUCGUGAAACUACUCGAACAGAGUAUGUGGUUGUGGAGGUCUUGAAUGUUCAUCAUGGUACAUGGACUAAGGGUCAACACAAAUGGAGAAAGCUCAAGGAUGGUGCUCAUCUCCCAAGAGCCUACUGUGAAGGAAAGAGGAUUGCCUUUCUGGAUGGUCCUGUUCAUGUGGAUGGUAGGAUACAUUGGCUGAUCAAAAAUAGGAAAUCAAUUGAGUGGAUACUUAAUUUUAAUGUUAAAGCGGAAACCUUCAUAUUCACUCCAUUAACUAUACCUAGACAAGGGUUUGGGGAUAUUUCUGGACAAUAUCGACUCAUGCUAAUGAUAGUCGAUGGGAAAAUAGCUCUUUUAAAGAGUAUAACAACAGAUCAGAAAGUUUCUUCUCUUUGGAUAUGUCACCGUACAAGUAAAUGUGGCAAUAAUCAAUGCUCCGAUAUUAAAUGGACGAAAGAGGAGAAUGCAGAUUUCUGAAAGAGUUCUGUGAAUUGUUUUACUUGUGACGAGAACUUUGGAUGAUUUGGUCGACGGAAUAGAUUUAUGUACCAGUGUGACGCAGUCCUGAAUCUUUAUCGGAAUUCCACAAUAACUUGAAACCCGUGGAGAACAGAGCAAAAAGCAAAGCAUAACAGAAUAAGUUAUCGUGGUUGCUGGCUGGCUAUGAAAGAGGUAAGGAACUUAUUCUAUGCGAAGUCCUAUUUUUUAAUUGUAUCGGUAUAUUGGAUUCUGGUUGUAC
This is a messenger RNA of Papaver somniferum (opium poppy), 1533 nucleotides long. RefSeq lists its product as uncharacterized. The coding region runs from base 42 to 1271 and encodes 409 amino acids. The transcript is spliced from 2 exons. The record is from RefSeq and is a predicted model, not a curated record. Lineage: Eukaryota; Viridiplantae; Streptophyta; Magnoliopsida; Ranunculales; Papaveraceae.